CACAGCUAUUUAGGGGUGAAACUGGGAUACAAAUCCAGACAGUCUGAUUUCUGAGUCAGAGUUCUUAUUGUAAACGCAGACUAAGUAAUAAUAAAAGCUCAAACAAAAACCAAAGCGCGCACGCGCGUGCACUCAAAUCGCAGGCUUGAAGAGAUGCAACCUCUUGGUGUAUACAGCGCAUCCUCCUGCCUAAUUUUAAAUGCCGUCCAUAGUAAGACGUUAAAAAAUUAAAACGACAACAAAAGUUAACAGUUUUAGAACAACAUUGCAUCGUGCUUUGUAUUGCUUGCCUUUACAUAGUGGAGUUAAGGGACCAACCCCUCAGGACUCGUCUGUGAAUACACUCGCAGUACCCGGCUUGGGAAGUGAAAGGAACCUAACUUGGUGAGUGGAAAUGAGGAGUGGCCGUGUGGGGAAAGGGUUAAGACUGCUGCAACUUGGUUGAGUUUCUGAAAGUUCUCGGGAGAGCCCAAUUGCCGCGUCCCGUCGCGGCCCCUGCCUGCGCGGCCGACUGUAACAGGAUGCUGGGGCUCCAGGCGCUCGCCCCGAGCUUUGGGCGACGGGAAAGAGCCAAUGAGGAGCGAGGGCAAAAUCGGGUGCAGUAAACCCGAAAAGGGGGCGAGGAGGCCCGCGGGGAGAGCCGGGGAGGAGGCGGGGAGGGUCGAGCGAGGAGGAGGCGGCUCUGAGCGCCGGGCGGCGCGCCUGACAGAAGAGGGGAAGCCUGGGGGCGCGAGCGUCGCAGCCGAGGGGCCGGGGCGGGGAGGCGGGCGCCAGGCGGGGGGUUCGCAGGGCUGUCGAGUGUGACGUAGCUCCGGGCAGGGCGUUAUCAGCUGCCGGGCCUCGGCGAGGGACGCGCGGCGACAGCGGACGGCGCCUGCCGGGCCGGGACGGGAUUGCUGCACCCGGCGGCAGCGCGCAGGACCCGAGGGCUUCUGGCUACCGCCCCCUCCAGCGCCGCGCCCCGCCGCAGGGCGGCAUGAGUCGGCGGCCGCAGCCCUAGCGCCCUGCUCCUCCGCCCGGCCGACCCCGCUGAGGUGACGGCGCUCGCUGCCCGAUUGGGGGCCAUGAAGCCGAGUCCGGUCGGGACAGCGAGGGAGUUGGAGGCGCCGGCGCCAGCCCGAGCCGAGCAGCGCGCGGUGGAACCCGAAGGGCGCUGGCGGGAGAAGGGCGAGGCGGACACCGAGCGGCAGCGCACCCGGGAGCGGCAAGAGGCCACGCUGGCCGGGCUGGCGGAGCUGGAGUACCUGCGCCAGCGCCAGGAGCUGCUGGUCCGGGGCGCCCUGCGCGGCCCGGGGGUUGCGGGGGCUGCUGCGCCCCGCGCCGGGGAGCUACCGGGGGAGGCGGCGCAGCGCAGCCGCCUGGAGGAGAAGUUCUUGGAGGAGAACAUCUUGCUGCUACGAAAGCAAUUGAAUUGUUUGAGGCGAAGAGAUGCUGGUUUGUUGAAUCAGUUGCAAGAGCUUGACAAGCAGAUAAGUGACCUGAGACUGGAUGUAGAAAAGACAUCUGAAGAGCACCUGGAGACAGACAGCCGGCCUAGCUCAGGGUUUUAUGAGCUGAGUGAUGGGGCUUCAGGAUCCCUUUCCAAUUCCUCUAACUCGGUGUUCAGUGAGUGUUUAUCCAGUUGUCAUUCCAGCACCUGCUUUUGCAGCCCCUUGGAGGCAACCCUGACUCUCUCAGAUGGUUGCCCCAAAUCUGCAGAUCUCAUAGGAUGGUUGGAAUAUAAAGAAGGCCACUGUGAAGACCAGGCCUCAGGGGCAGUUUGCCAUUCCCUCUCCACACCACAAUUUAAUUCCCUUGAUGUCAUUGCAGAUGUGAAUCCCAAGUAUCAGUGUGAUCUGGUGUCUAAAAACGGGAAUGAUGUAUAUCGCUAUCCCAGUCCACUUCAUGCUGUGGCUGUGCAGAGCCCAAUGUUUCUCCUUUGUCUGACCGGCAGCCCUAUGAGGGAAGAGGACAGGCUUGGAAACCAUGCCAGUGACAUUUGCGGUGGAUCUGAGCUGGAGGUCGUCAAAACAGACAGCUCCUUACCAUCCCCAAGCAGUCUGUGGUCUGCUUCCCAUCCUUCAUCCAGCAAGAAAAUGGAUGGCUACAUUCUGAGCCUGGUCCAGAAAAAAACACACCCUGUAAGGACCAACAAACCAAGAACCAGUGUGAACGCCGACCCCACGAAAGGGCUUCUGAGGAACGGGAGCGUUUGUGUCAGAGCCCCGGGCGGCGUCUCACAGGGCAGCAGUGUGAACCUGAAGAAUUCUAAACAGGCGUGUCUUCCCUCUGGCGGGAUACCGUCUCUGGUCAAUGGGACUUUCUCCCCGCCGAAGCAGUGGUCAAAAGAAUCAAAGGCCGAGCAAGCAGAAAGCAAGAGGUUGCCCUCGCCAGAGGGCUGCUCCUCAGGCGCUGCCUCCGACCUUCAGAGUAAGCACCUGCCAAAAAUGGCCAAGCCAGCCUCCCAAGAACAUGCUUGGUGUCCCACCAUCGGGACAGCGGAGUCACCUAAAGAAAGCGCUCCACUCUCAGGGGCCUCUCCAAAAGAGAGUCCUGGCAGAGGCCCUGCCCCACCGCAGGAGAACAAAGUUGUCCAGCCCCUGAAAAAGAUGUCUCAGAAAAGCAGCCUGCAGGGCGUGCCCCCGGCCGCUCCUCCCCUGCUGUCUCCAGCUUUCCCCUUGGAAGAGAGGCCUGCCUUGGAUUUCAAGAGCGAGGGCUCUUCUUCCCAAAGCCUGGAGGAGGCGCACCUGGUCAAGGCCCAGUUCAUCCCGGGGCAGCAGCCCAGUGGCAGGCUCCAUAGGGGCCCCAGGAACGUGGGCGUCACCAAGAGCUCCAGCCUGAAGCACCGCGGCCAAGUCCUCCAGGGGAUGGAGAACGGCUUGCCCACUGUCAGGGAGAAAUCGCGGGCUGGGAGCAAGAAGUGUCGCUUCCCGGAUGACUUGGAUACAAAUAAGAAACUCAAGAAAGCCUCCUCCAAGGGGAGGAAGAGUGGGGGUGGGCCCGAGGCGGGUGUUCCCGGCAGGCUCACGGGCGGGGGCCACAGGGCCGGGAGCAGGGCGCACGGCCACGGACGGGAGGCGGUGGUGGCAAAACCUAAGCACAAGCGAACCGACUACCGGAGGUGGAAGUCCUCAGCCGAGAUUUCCUAUGAAGAGACCCUGAGGAGGGCCCGGCGGAGUCGCCGGGAGAAUGUGGGGCUGUACCCCGCGCCAGUGCCUCUGUCCUAUGCCAGCCCCUACGCCUAUGUGGCCAGCGACUCCGAGUACUCGGCCGAGUGCGAGUCCCUGUUCCACUCCACCGUGGUGGACACCAGUGAGGACGAGCAGAGCAAUUACACCACCAACUGCUUCGGGGACAGCGAGUCGAGUGUGAGCGAGGGGGAGUUCGUGGGGGAGAGCACAACCACCAGCGACUCUGAAGAAAGCGGGGGCUUGAUUUGGUCCCAGUUUGUCCAGACUCUCCCCAUUCAAACGGUCACGGCCCCAGACCUUCACAGCCACCCUGCAAAAACCUUUGUCAAAAUUAAGGCCUCACAUAACCUCAAGAAGAAGAUCCUCCGCUUUCGGUCUGGCUCUUUGAAACUGAUGACGACGGUUUGAGUGAUGUCAUUGGUGUAGAAAGUGUCAUUUUUUUUUUUCCUAGUUGCCAAAAUAAAAAAGGUGGUGUUUUGAUUUUUGUAUAAUACUUUUCAUGGAAUGCUUUUCUUUUAAGAUUAAAACCAAGAUAAAUUAUUGUCUCAUCUUCAUCACAUAUGGACGCUAGUGCCUUUAAGGGAAGGUAAAGAAUGUUUUGUUGGUUAGAAGUAAAUAUUGAGGUUUUAAUGGUGGUGAUAGUGAGUUUUGUGGUACCAGCUGUUUUGUAUUUUAAACUUUCUGAGUAUCUAGCAAGGUACAGGUUUUGAUGUUCGAGUUUUAUUGGGAUGAGACCUUUUGAUUCCAAGGUCAGGUGGAUGGGAUUUUUAGAUUUGUAUUUGCUCCUUGAGUCUUCGGGACAGUGUCUCCAUGAGGGUUUUCCUGUUGAGGGGCAUCACAUACAAUAGUGUGAAGUAGGUACAAGGGGCAGUCAUUGUAUUCUAUAGUUUUUUGUAGUCUACGUUUCUCAAAUGUAUCCUCAUUCGGUUUUCUUCUCAGAAGUGUUCUUUUUACUGGACUCAUGACUUGGAGGCCAGACCUUAAAUCCAGAGAUGGCAACCUGGAUAGGGACUUAAAAGGAUCCACAAAAACUUUUGACACACUUGGUGCCUAGGCCCUGUUCCCAAUAACCCCUUCUAGGGCUGUUUAUCCAACAUUUUGAUGCCUUCUUUCCCCUCCCUAAUUUGUAGACGAUCCAACCUUUCAUUCCUUGGAGGAUUUGCUUUGGGGAUAAAAUUUUGGUCCUCAGGCACAGAGACAUUCACUUUUAAUGAAAUAACCCUUGGGCAUGACUCCAAUCCCAGAAUUGCUCACUGAGCGCUAUGCCACCUAAGCAUUGACCUGAACAUAUUAGUGCAAUCCAGUCCAGAUUGGACCACUGAUCCUACGUGAAAGGGCUGUUUUUUUAAAACAAUUUUUUUUGGUAAGCAGUAUUGUGUAAAAUUGCUUUUUGUAUACCAAUAUAUGCAUGUUUUGUGCAUGAGUAGUACUUGUGUUGAUAUUCCUGUUGAUGUUAAAUUACUGUAUAAUAUAAACAGUACGUGUUUUUAUAUAUCAUUUUGUAAAUUUAAUAUAACACAUAUGCAGUAAUAAACGAUUUGUUUUACUGCC
Callithrix jacchus (white-tufted-ear marmoset) is the source of this 4721-nucleotide messenger RNA. It is a transcript of the gene DACT1, whose product is annotated as dishevelled binding antagonist of beta catenin 1. Gene Ontology annotation, biological process: regulation of Wnt signaling pathway, planar cell polarity pathway; negative regulation of JNK cascade; negative regulation of canonical Wnt signaling pathway. NCBI's taxonomy places the organism in Eukaryota, Metazoa, Chordata, Mammalia, Primates, Cebidae. Gene Ontology annotation, cellular component: cytoplasm. The record is from RefSeq and is a predicted model, not a curated record.